Messenger RNA from Hymenoscyphus albidus, 732 nucleotides. NCBI's taxonomy places the organism in Eukaryota, Fungi, Ascomycota, Leotiomycetes, Helotiales, Helotiaceae. The record is from the annotation of a GenBank genome assembly.
AUGCCAAUCCUAGAACUAACCCACCUCCGCACCCCAUCCCCAUCCAACCCCUCCAACACAACCCCUCCCUCAAAACCCUCAAUAACCACCGCACUCCGACAAGUCCGCACCCACCUCACAGCCAAAGUCCACGCCACAAACUCUCGCUUUUACACACCCAUCCCCUCAUCCACACAGCUCUCCCCAUCCAAGAAUCAUGAGAAAUUAAACAUCUACAUCCUCGCCUCCUGGCCAUCACUCCGCGCCCACGAAGACUUUCUACAAAACUCGGAAUUGCGAAAUGAGGUUCUCGGAGCGCAAGAGGGGAUAUUGGGGUUUAUUCGGGGUGAGCAUUAUGGACUUAGUGAUUCGAAGACAGAUGGAGAGGUACCGUACAUCUCAUCUGAUUUCCAACCCCCCAUCCACAGCGAUCUCAUGGAGCGUCUCCCUCUCACGGCACCCAUCUUGGUACUCACUCGAAUCGAGGUCCCUCCCCGCAAGCGUGGUGAAGAAAAGUCUCCAGGUCUCAUGGCGUUAGAUUCCCACCGGAUGAACUUACAGAAACGUGGCGGGGGGUACGCAUCCCUUAUCCUCCUGGAUGACGCCGACGCGACGUCGAAAAAAUGGUGUUACAUCAUACUCAGUGGAUGGGGGAGUAUUUCCUCAUAUACGUCAUGGCGAGAAGAUUCGGGUGUAGAUUCAGAGGGUUGUGUUGAAGUACUUAUUUUGGAAGAUCUGGAAAGAGGGGAUUGA